AUGAGUCAAGCGGAUACUAACAUCAAAGAUGCUGACACGAAAGCUACCAUCCAGAAUUGGCGAGAAAAUACCACUGAUCCGUCCGAAUGGACUGACACCGUACAUCCUAAUCAGGGAACCACCCAACGACCACCCACGGAAGCUGCUGGAGCCUCCGUUCACCAAACCCAAUAUAAGUCUCAUAGCCGACCUGAGUACCGUGCAGCCUCGACUUCAGCUCCCCGACAGGACAAAUCUAGGAGUCACAGUAGGACAACGAUAAUGGGAGUCCCAAGGGGGCUUUUCUGUUGUGCACUGGUUUGUGGAUCGUGUGUUUCCGCCGUCACGAAAGCGGGUAUGGUCGCAGUGGGCUGCUGUUGUGUAGGGCCAUGCUGCUGGUUAGAUCACUUUUGUGGGUGUGGGAUCUGUGAGGAUUGUAACCCUCUGGGAUAG
This is a messenger RNA of Kwoniella botswanensis, 432 nucleotides long. RefSeq lists its product as uncharacterized. The transcript is spliced from 2 exons. The record is from RefSeq and is a predicted model, not a curated record. Bases 1 to 432 code for a protein of 143 amino acids. Lineage: Eukaryota; Fungi; Basidiomycota; Tremellomycetes; Tremellales; Cryptococcaceae.